Molecule: messenger RNA, 2171 nt
Organism: Pomacea canaliculata
Lineage: Eukaryota; Metazoa; Mollusca; Gastropoda; Architaenioglossa; Ampullariidae
Product: protein DPCD-like
Exons: 6
Coding region: 54-674 (206 amino acids)
Source: RefSeq, a predicted model, not a curated record
CGGAAGUAAACAGAAGAAAUCUUUCGUAUCAAAAGGAGAGAAAAGGUCAGCUCAUGUAUCCAAGAAACAAUAUGGCGACGGCAUGGCUAGAAAAAUUAAAAUCUGCGCAAAAAACAUGCCUAAUUCAAGACGAUAAGCGGAAAAUACACUUCACAUUUCCUGAUGGAACAGAAAUGGCAGAGGAAUAUGACCUACAAAGCAAAGAGCUUUUUGUUAGGAAGUGGAGAAAGAAGGGUACAUUAGGCGGUUCGGGAAAGUGGGAGACCGAAGUUGGAGAUGAAACUUUGCUUAGGAACCUGGAAGUUGAUGGAAUGAUGGAGAAUUAUUCAAAUCCCAUUUUUGUGAGAAAAGAUACGAAGACAGACUUUCAGUGGCGGAUACGUAACUUACCAUAUCCCAUCUGUAACUACAAUGUUACAAUAGAUGGGGAAAAGAGGCAGGUGGUUGUACGCACUGAAAACAAAAAGUAUUACAAAAGAUUCAACAUCCCAGAUAUGGAUCGUCUGAACUUGGAUCUAAAAUCAGAUCAGUUAUCUAUAGCACAUGCCAACAACACUCUCGUCAUCUCUUAUCAUAAGCCACAAGCAGUGUUGGAGGUGGAAAGAACAUUGCAAGAAGAGUUCAAGAAGAUGAAAGCUGCUAAAGAUGGAGAUGUUGACUGCAACCCCAGCUGAUGUCGUUGAUGACAAUAAGAACUGCUGUUAAUUGAGUUAAAUAUUAUAAGGCUCUUUUUACUGUCAGGAUGAAUACAUUAUUAAAUGUUUGUCAAUUUCAGGACACAUGUACACAUUUUUUUAUUGCUUGGUUUACUGAUGUGGAAGAAGCUUAGCCUGUAUAUUAAUAAUGCAUGCUCAAGGCAACCAUUGUCUUUAUUGGGUUUUUUUUUUUGUUUUGUUUUGUUUUUUUGUCAUUGAAAAUCACUGUCAUGGACUCAGGUCUAUCUCCGUAUGUGUACACCCAUGCUUUAAGAAUAAUUUAAGCAUGAAUAAUAAAAGACAUAAACAUUUCAUUCUGGAAAGAAUAUUUCUGAUAAAGUAUUUUUACCUACCCAGUUUCAGAAACAUGCCAUCUUACUAAAAUUCAUUGUAGAAAUAGGAAGGCACAGUGAAGACACAUGCUGGGUUAUUUUCCGUAUUGUCUAGUGAAUGGAAAAUCAACAUCAGUUUGGUUGGAAACAUGCACAAUUUGGAAAAGAAAUCUGUCUUUAAUUUCAAAUAAAACUAAGUUCAAAAGAAUAUUAAAGUUAGACAUGAAUGUUUUCACAUUUUUAUUGUUUCAUAUCAGCAUCAUGGAAGAUUCCCCUAAAAAAAAAAAAAUCAUAAAGAAAAGAAAAAUCUCUAUAAAACUUCGCAUCAAUAUCAGCUACAUCAAAAACUGAGGACGUUACUAAAAAUGAGCACCUGUGGCAACUAAUUUGAUGUAUGGUGGCUUGUUAGGAAGAACAUAGUUUAGCAUCAUGUUUUGGAGUCAAUUGUUAUAAACAGUUUGCACUGGAACAGAAAACAAGCUAAGCAUUAGUGUAUCAAGUACACUGCAUUUCAAUGGCUUUGUCCAUUUACACAUGGAUGUGAUGCCAGCAAACAUUGUGGUUGAGAUGGAAGUUAUUCUGGAAAUCUGGAAGAUAUUCUGGAAAUCAGGUACUUAGCAUCUUAGAAAACUUAGAAAACUAAUUCACUUCAGAAGUGAUAUAAAAUCAACUGCUACUAGUUUAGAAAAGCAUACAGUUUAUGCUUGAAAAGUGUACAUUAUGUCAAUCACAACCACAUAUACCUCAGAUGUAGAACAGUUUUAUUGGUGCUGUUUGAUUCAUCUCAUAGCAUAUUGUGGUUGACAAAGCAGGACAGAUUCUAAGAACAGCUUAUGGUGCCUUUCCAGGAGUCCAGACAUUCCUGAUACACAAAAGCUUAUGUGGGUUUCAUGCAUUUAUGGUGAGCUACAGAUUCCCCCCCAAAAAAAAAGGAGUCUUCUACAAUGCCCUAAAAGAAUAUGACUUUUACUAUUCCUUAUUUGCCCUUUAAACGUAAGCAAAAACUUGGGGUCACGUACAUGAAAUGAUUAAAGUUCGAAGCAUGCAAAGUCUUUAUAGCAUAGUGCUGAUCAGUGUUGAUUAAGAGAAAACAUUUAUAGUUCUCUGAAAUAUGAAUGCCAAUGAUAUAAACAUGGGAGAUGAA